AUGGUGUUACAGGGUACAAGAGUUAAGGAUAUCUUUCGCGUUGUCGGCUUCAUUCUGAUAAUUCAGUUAAUAAUCAUACCCAUCACUCGAACCUGGAGCUGGCGCGAAGAUGAGUGCAAACUAUUUGAAUUGGCAACCCAGUUCAAGAAAAACCAAACGGAUUUUUAUGCUUGGUUGGAUGUAAAGCCCACAGCAACUGCAGUCGAUAUAGGCAAAGCAUACAGAAAAUUAACUUUACAUAUGCACCCUACAGCACAUGAAGAUCGACCAUCUCCUGAAUACGAGAUAACCAAACAGAUUGGAUAUAUCCUGCGAACACCUAAACUUAGAUCUUUGUACGAUACGAUUUUACAAAAUGACGGGAAAACACCUUUUUUCAAAGGAUGGUAUUACUUGUGGACGAGACAUAAGUUAUCUUGUUUGGCAGCUGGUAUUAUCAUUACCGGAAUCGUAUUAGACUACUUACGACAAUUGGAUGCCUAUUUCAAGGAAAAAAUAGUUAUUGAUGAAUUUAUGAAGAAUGCUAAACUGAUGGCACAACGGCUGGAUGACAAUAAUAGCGAAAGUAAUGAAAAGUCACGACAAGGCCGUCAAAGAAAGCAACGAAAAAACACUUCAACACCAUUGACACACAAGAGCUUCAUUGAUUUAGGCGAUAGAGUACUGGCAUGCGAGAUCACAAAAGAUAAAGAGAUAUUCAUAUUAAACGAGAAAAAUGAAAGACUGCCAUUCACUGUCUCCAAUGUUUUAAAAAAGCCAAGUAUAUGCCAUGUGCGCGAGCUUUUCAAUAAACAGCAAAUGAUUUAG
Molecule: messenger RNA, 807 nt
Organism: Mycotypha africana
Lineage: Eukaryota; Fungi; Mucoromycota; Mucoromycetes; Mucorales; Mycotyphaceae
Exons: 4
Coding region: 1-807 (268 amino acids)
Cellular component (GO): endomembrane system
Source: RefSeq, a predicted model, not a curated record